CCCUGAAACAUUACCAAAUCAGCCAGUCCAUCAUGACUGUCAACAUCCCAGGAGUGAUAGUGAUGGUGUUUUUCUACCUGCUGGUCCUGGGGACUGGCAUCUGGGCUUCUUUCAAGUCCAAAAGGAAACAGAAGAAAAGUGCCGCCACUGGAAUGGACAUGGCCCUGCUGGGAAACAGGAGCAUUAACUGGGUGGUGGGCAUCUUCACAAUGACAGCGACGUGGGUUGGCGGGGGAUUCAUUGUUGGUACCGUUGAGGUGGUGUACACGCCCUCCAUGGGACUAACCUGGACAAUCAUAAUGGAAUUGGCAUACAGCUCAUCUUUUAUUAUUGCUGGCGUGGUGUUCGCCAAGCCACUGAGAGAAAGAAACUGUGUGACCAUGCUGGACCCUUUCCAUGUCAAGUAUGGAAAAGUAAUAGCAGCUGGACUGAGCCUGGCUUCACUUUUCAUUGAUUUGAUCUGGGUGCCAACGACAUUAAUUGGUUUAGGAGGAAUCAUGAGUGUGGUCCUGCAUUUGCCCUUCGCUGUGUGCAUCUGGAUCUCUGCUGCCAUCGCCAUUAUCUACACACUGCUGGGGGGUCUCUACUCUGUGGCCUACACAGAUGUGAUACAGCUUGUCCUCAUAUUCAUCAGCUUGUGGCUCUGUGUUCCCUUUGUCCUGAUGAAUCCCCACUCCUUGGACAUUAGCCAGACGCUGUUGAACAACACCUUACAUGCACCCUGGAUUGGUAAACUGGAGCUGAAUAGGACCUGGAUAAUGAUGGAUGAUUUCUUAUUCUUUGCCCUGGGGAGCCUGGGAUAUCAGUGCAUCCACCAGAGGACUUUGUCAGCAUCUUCCUUAGCCACAGCAAAGCUCACCUGCUGUGCUGCUGCUCUCCUCUUGGUUGUAUGUGGGAUCCCUCCUAUACUGCUUGGGGCAGCUGCUGCAUCCACAGACUGGAACCUGACAGCAUACGGUUCUCCAUCCCCGUAUGAUCGUGGGGAAGCAGCACUGGCUCUGCCGAUCGCCCUGGAGUACCUCACCCCAGCCUUCAUGUCCAUUGUCGGCAUUGGAUGUGUGGCCGCUGCUGUGAUGUCGUCAGUUGACUCUGCUUUGCUCUCUGCAGCUUCUGUCUUCAGCUCCAACAUAUACAAGAACAUCAUGAGGCCUCAGGCAUCGGACAGAGAAAUUCAGUGGGUGAUCCGUGCUUCUGUGGUGGUAGUCGGCGUGGUUGGUACAUCACUCACCAGCCUGAAAAAUAGUGUGGUAAUGUUCUGGUUAAUUGGUGCUGAAGUGGCCUACGCCAUCGUCUUCCCUCAACUGACCUGCGUCCUCUUCUUCAACAUCUCCAACGGUUACGGGGCUGUAAUGGGUUUUCUGGUGGGAGUGGUAUUAAGACUGCUGAGCGGAGACUCAUCACUCGGGAUAGCACCAGUCAUACACUUCCCAGGAUGCACUCUGGAGGACAGUGUUUAUGUCCAGUACUCCCCAGUUAAGACCAUCUCCAUGCUGUCUGCCUUUGCUGCAAUCUUGUUGUUCUCCUACCUGGCUUCUGUACUCUUCAACAAAGGCCUGCUUCCUGAGAGGUGGGAUGUGUUCAAAGUGAAAGCCCAGCAUUCAACGCCACCACUGAGACCAGUUGAACAUAAUGAGGAUGACAAGUUGGACAGAAACGACUCUCAGAGUGAGGUGGCACAACCAAUGAUGAGCACAAAGUGCUAGUGUUCCUGUGUGUACAGCAGCAUCUGUUUUCUUGAUCUGUAAUGUAGACCAGCGGUUACUCAGCUUCAUUAUAGAGAGAAAACGGAUCUGCACCGAGAGGCAGGAGGGAGAGGGAACAGAUAAAGGAUUCAGGAUUUUUCUCUUUCUGAAUGACUUCUGCAUUCCAUGGUUCAUUGUAUAUACACAUCAGGUUUUCUGGGUUCUGAGGGAAAACAGUAGAAAUGGUCUUUUUAUUUAAAAAAUUACAAUAAAAAGAGGGAUAACUGACUGUUGUUUGCAUUCGGAGAGUGGAGUAUGCUGACAUAGGCAUGCUGCUCUUAACAGCAGCAUUAUGGGUGGAAAUGCGGUGCAGCGACUCCGUUUUCAUGCUUAAUUGAAAUCUGUACGUGGAAAAGUCAUUUAUAAUUUUUCAAACACAACAGUCCUUAUAAAAUAAAUGUUUCAUCACUUCUUAUCUGUGCUGUUUCAGCUCAAAGUGUUCUAUGCCCCAGCUUCCCUUACUGCUUCUUCAAGGUCACGUUCUUUACUGCUCACAAGGUCUCCACUCAGAGGGAAUUUGUAUUCCAUUGUACUGACAACAAGCAAACCAUUGGCUCUGCCACUGGCUGGCGAUCUUCCAAAAUGAAUAGGCAACUAAAUUACUCACUCACUUUCACUUCAGAUUCUGUGAGUACAGGUCCAGUCCUCCCCAGGACAAUCAGCAUCCAAAAACAGCUUUUCUUCACCCAUUUAAAGAGGAGCCAGUGAGGCCCACAGCUUGUAGGGCUGCAGCAACACUCACUUGAUGUGAUAUGCAAAACUAUGCUAUGCUCCUUCAAUGAGUGUUUAAUGUAAAGUACCUGGGUUAAUAUCCAGGAAUGAACUUAUGCUACCGCUGACACUAACACCACAAUAUGGCAGUGAUUAUUGAUUAAAAAAGAAGAAAGAAAGAAAA
Scatophagus argus is the source of this 2637-nucleotide messenger RNA. Its product is annotated as high-affinity choline transporter 1-like. Gene Ontology annotation, cellular component: plasma membrane. Gene Ontology annotation, biological process: choline transport; transmembrane transport; acetylcholine biosynthetic process. Bases 33 to 1703 code for a protein of 556 amino acids. Gene Ontology annotation, molecular function: choline:sodium symporter activity. Lineage: Eukaryota; Metazoa; Chordata; Actinopteri; Scatophagidae. The record is from RefSeq and is a predicted model, not a curated record. The transcript has 8 exons.